AAGCAUGGUACUAGAAAAUCUGUGACAGAAAACUGCAGCAAGCAACGGACUGCUUUCUGGUUUUGCAGACUUUAACUACAACUACUUCUACUACUCUCCAGAUACUCCUUUUUCGAUUCUUCGCUCUAAUUCGGUUUGCAAUCAUGGCUUUGAGGCCUACGAUGGGUCGUUGUAUAGAACUGUUAAGAAACGGGCUUCAAAGAGAAGGUAAGGCUGCAUACACAACUUCAACUGUGCCAAAGAUGAAAGCAUAUGCUCCUGCCACUGAUUAUGGGUAUGUUCACAACCAACACCAACAGCGUGGUAAAUCAUCCAAGUCCGCAAAAGGGGACUUCGUGCCUGUGUACGUGGCCAUUGGGAUGAUAGCCUUGUCCACAGGUCUAGGCCUCCACACUGCAUGGCAGCACCUGAGAAAUUCCCCAACUGUGCGAGUGAAGAAGCAAAGGAGGGAGACUCUGCCAGAAGUAGUGGAGCCAGAGCACGUGGUGGAGGAGGCUGACAGGUUCAUGAAGAAGUCGUUCUUCAGAAAAGUGGCACACGUUCAGGAGCGUAGCUAUCCUGAUCAGCACCAAAUCCCUGAUCCUACUCGCAAAGAUGCCUAUGCCUAUCGCCCUCGUGUUGAGACUCUCAAGUCUGUUGGGGUUGAUCCCUUGAAUUAGUCAAGUUUUCUUUUUUGGUUUUAUCUUUUCUUAUGUUUCUGAGAAAAAAUAAAUAAAAAGGUGAGGUUGUAAAUAGAAACUCAACGAGUAGUCUCUAUCAUGUGGCUUGUUGCUUUUUAUAUUUAGUUUCCUGCUAAACUACACUGCCUAAGAACUUCCCAGGUGUAGAAUAUUGUGUAAAACUCUCAUGUAUAUAACUGAGAUAUUGUGUGUAUAUAUGCAUAAGCAUGACUAAUGCAAAAAUAUGGAUUUUAUUA
Molecule: messenger RNA, 916 nt
Organism: Gastrolobium bilobum
Lineage: Eukaryota; Viridiplantae; Streptophyta; Magnoliopsida; Fabales; Fabaceae
Exons: 2
Coding region: 144-659 (171 amino acids)
Source: RefSeq, a predicted model, not a curated record